Messenger RNA from Scophthalmus maximus (turbot), 1642 nucleotides. It is a transcript of the gene pigc, whose product is annotated as phosphatidylinositol glycan anchor biosynthesis, class C. Gene Ontology annotation, biological process: GPI anchor biosynthetic process. The transcript has 3 exons. The record is from RefSeq and is a predicted model, not a curated record. Gene Ontology annotation, cellular component: glycosylphosphatidylinositol-N-acetylglucosaminyltransferase (GPI-GnT) complex; membrane. The coding region runs from base 221 to 1105 and encodes 294 amino acids. Lineage: Eukaryota; Metazoa; Chordata; Actinopteri; Pleuronectiformes; Scophthalmidae.
AAAAAAAACUAUUGAGCUAUUUUUUUUAGUGACAGUUCAGUCCAUCGUCAACAUAAUAAUUUUUAAUUCAUCCACGUUUACAUGUGGCAUGUGUGGUUUUAUUGUUGCGUUACAGCCGGAAGUAGGAAGUAGUACUUUCUAGCCGAUCAACCGUCAAAAUGCUGCAAACUCGGUUCAGAAUAGAUCCGCUCACCUGACCGCAACAUAACACUGCAGGGUUAUGGGGCCGGACAGUGCCCCGGGUCCAGCUGUGCCCUGGCGGAAGGUGCUGUGGGAGCGCCAGCCCUUCCCUGAUAACUAUGUGGACCGGCGGUUCCUGGAGGAACUACGGAGGAACGAGGGUCUCCGGCACUACCAUUACUGGGCGGUGGUGAAGGAAGCAGGCUUUGUGGGACAGCAGUUGUCCUGUGUGGCCAUUUUCAUCACCAUCUGGCUGUACAUGGAGCAGGGUCUGCUGUCCCCUGAGGUGCUGUUGUCGUCCAGCCUCGUCUGUGGCCUGUUGGGUUAUGGACUGCACCAAGCCUUGACACCUCAGGUUGAAUCGGGCUGUGAGCCUCGUACCCGUCUGGCUGACUUGCAGAGUGUCACUGUUUUUCUGUCCUUCACCUUUGGCUUCUCGCCGGUUCUAAAGACACUAACGGAGUCCGUUAGUACGGACACAGUGUACGCCAUGUCUGCCGUGAUGAUGCUGGCCCACCUGGUUUUCUUCCCUUACGCCCAGCCCUCACCCCCGGGCAGCCUCUCCCUAAACGCAGCUCUGUUUGCCUCUGUGUGUUUAGCCUCUAGGUUGCCCGGGGCGCUGCACACCUUCGCCAUGCUCAGCUGUGCCCUUCUGGUGUUUGCCCUGUGGCCGUGUCUGCUGCAGAGGCUGAGGGAGAACGCUCCCGGCCACUUUACUGGGUUGUGUGUGGGGAUUUGUAUCGGAGGGGUGGGAGGCCUGGGCUCCCAGUGGCUUGGUGGAGCCGUGCUGUUGGCCCUGGCCCUUGGAAGUGUAACGUUACUCUGUCCCUUACUGCUGGUCCGACUGCAGAGGCACAAGGACAACAUCCAAGGACCCUGGGAUGAAGCCGAGAUUCACGAGGACCUCAGCCACUUUCUUCACUAAUAGACAGAGGCGUGUUACUAAACCAUACACACUAAUUUUCCUCUUAAGCAAAAUGAAAAUUUUAUAUGAAUUAAUUUACUGUCAGUCCAAGUGUCAUGCUGGUGCUGUACAUAAAAUCUGACAAAAGUAUUUUAUCAUUGAUCCACAUUUGUUUGUCUGCCAUGUGUACUUGUUAUUCUCUUAUGGAGAAUAUGAAAAUGUUUUAAUGUUAAAGCUGCUACUGUCUUGAGUGUUGACUUCUGAAUUUGUAUGGAUAUUAUCGACUAAUGUAAAAUGCUGACCUUUAUUACUGGACACGCACUAAUGCAGCGCACCAAGUUCAUAUCAGUGAUUUUUGAAUAAUCUGUGGGAGACGUUGGUUAACCGUUGUGUACACUAUGUUGUUGAUGUGUAAGAGAAUGGAUGGAUGUGUAGUGUUUAACAGAGGGGUUUGGUUAUGAACAAGGGCUAAACUUCCAGUGCAAACUAUAUUUAAAUAAAAUAUGAAUUGUGUGAUUUUUAAGUUUAAUUUUUACCAUUAAAAUUGUGUCUUAUCUA